Messenger RNA from Meloidogyne enterolobii, 333 nucleotides. The record is from the annotation of a GenBank genome assembly. Lineage: Eukaryota; Metazoa; Nematoda; Chromadorea; Rhabditida; Meloidogynidae.
UAAUUAUACGGGCAAUACUGGCAAUGAAGGUAGAUCCUUCUACAAGUGGAACUCAAAAGAAGAAGGGAGGAAGACCAAAGGGUAGUAGGAAUCAUAAAGUAGAGGAUGGAGAUGAUCAACGUGAUGACCCCAAUUACUACCCAAGUACCUAAUUGGGCAUUGAAUUUGUGUAUGAGUAACGAAAGUAACAAAAAGAAAUUUUCAAAGAAGUCUGAGAUACAGAUUCUGAUUUUUACAAUUUCCGAGUAUUCUAAAUACUAUGUUUUUUAAAAAUUUGCAUUUUUCAUUAUGUACAUUCGUAUUUAUAAAGAACUUUGGGAAUCUGAUUAGUUU